This is a messenger RNA of Oppia nitens, 1918 nucleotides long. It is a transcript of the gene CCT4, whose product is annotated as T-complex protein 1 subunit delta-like. The transcript has a single exon. Gene Ontology annotation, cellular component: chaperonin-containing T-complex. Bases 226 to 1806 code for a protein of 526 amino acids. NCBI's taxonomy places the organism in Eukaryota, Metazoa, Arthropoda, Arachnida, Sarcoptiformes, Oppiidae. Gene Ontology annotation, molecular function: ATP binding; ATP hydrolysis activity; ATP-dependent protein folding chaperone. Gene Ontology annotation, biological process: protein folding. The record is from RefSeq and is a predicted model, not a curated record.
GCGUAAGUCACGUGACAUUCAAUGCAAACUUAGGUCUAAAUCGGAGCACAUUUUCCACACAUUUAUUGUUUGUUAACAACAAUUGAAUUAAUAUUUUAAAUAAUUUGUCAAUUAUUUCAUACUUUGAAUCAAUCAUUGAAUCAAUCAUUCAAUUGAUUUGUUGACAACAAGUCAUUCAUAAAGAAAUUAUUUCAAAACAAACGACAAAUACUUUGUGCGAUAAUAAUGACAGCAAACGAGAGACCAUCAAAGGAGCAGAGCUUUAAAGACAGAGAGAAACCACAACAGAUCCGAUCGAGUAAUAUGACGGCCGCUAAAGCAGUGGCCGAUGCCAUCAGGACUUCUUUGGGACCAAAAGGCAUGGAUAAGAUGAUACAAGCGGGUAAUGGCGAUGUCACGAUUACUAAUGAUGGCGCCACCAUUUUGAAACAGAUGCAAGUGAUACACCCGGCCGCUAAAAUGUUGGUCGAGUUGUCUAAAGCACAAGAUAUUGAGGCCGGCGACGGCACGACCAGUGUUGUAGUAAUCGCCGGAUCCUUUCUCGACGCUUCACAGAAGCUGUUGGCCAAAGGUAUUCAUCCGACUCGCAUAUCCGAUGCAUUUCAAAGUGCAGCCAAAAAAUGCUCAGAAAUAUUGGAAUCGAUGACAAUUCCAGUCGAUCUUAAAGAUACGGAUGCAUUGAUAAGAGUGGCCACAACUAGUUUGAAUAGUAAAGUUGUGUCACAACACUCGUCAUUAUUGUCACCGAUAGCUGUCAAUGCUGUUCUUAAAGUAAAAGACGAAAAUAGUGUUGAUUUGAGAGAUAUUAAGAUCAUUAAGAAAUUAGGCGGAACUCUGGACGACACGCAGGCUAUCGAUGGACUGGUUUUACCACAAAGAUUUGCUAAUGAUUUUGGGGCCAAAAAAGUAGAGAAAGCAAAGAUUGGUUUAAUACAGUUUUGUAUAUCACCGCCGAAGACGGAUAUGGAUAAUCAAGUGAUUGUCUCGGAUUACACACAAAUGGAUCGCAUACUUAAAGAAGAGCGCAAUUAUAUAUUGAAUAUAAUUAAACAAAUUAAGAAAACCGGAUGCAAUGUAUUGUUGAUACAAAAGUCUAUUCUUAGAGAUGCACUCAACGAUUUGGCUCUUCAUUUCUUAGCCAAAGCCAAGAUAGCUGUCAUUAGAGACAUUGAACGCGAAGACAUUGAGUUUGUUUGCAAGUCUUUAGGUUGUCGACCGAUUGCAUCUUUAGAUCACUUUACAGCCGACGCCUUGUCUAGUGCUGACUCUGUUGAAGAAAUACCUGGAGCUAAGUUUGUUAAGAUAACCGGUGUUUCGGCAGUGAAUGCCAACAAAACGGUGAAUAUAUUGAUUCGUGGAUCAAAUAAACUGGUUCUCGAAGAGGCCGAGCGUUCACUUCAUGACGCUCUCUGUGUUAUUCGGUGUUUGGUUCUAAAGCCGGCACUGAUUGCUGGCGGCGGCUCUCCAGAGAUUGAGCUAUCGAUACGUUUAACUGAAUUAAGUCGAUCUCUAUUAGGAUUGGAUGCCGUUUGUUAUCGAGCCUUUGCCGAAGCACUUGAGAUAAUUCCAUUCACUUUGUCUGAAAAUGCUGGACUCAAUCCAAUCUCAACGGUCACUGAAUUGAGACAAAAGCACGCGAACGGAGAGAAGAAUGCAGGUAUUAAUGUUAGACUUGGAAUGGUUACCGAUAUACUUGAGGAGAAUGUCGUCCAACCACUUCAGGUGACUCUAUCGGCCAUCAAUUUGGCCGCUGAAACUGUCCGCUCUAUUCUUAAAAUUGAUGACAUUGUUGCUACCGUUCGUUAAUUUAUAACAAUUUUCUAAUUAUUCAUUUUAUCUAAAUUUGAUUAACUUUUUGGCAAUAAAAUUAUUUAAAGCUUUUGAUGAGCCUAUCUAUUGAUUUAAUUUUAUAUAAAUC